Molecule: messenger RNA, 2964 nt
Organism: Myxocyprinus asiaticus (Chinese sucker)
Lineage: Eukaryota; Metazoa; Chordata; Actinopteri; Cypriniformes; Catostomidae
Product: germ cell-specific gene 1-like protein
Exons: 5
Coding region: 242-1156 (304 amino acids)
Cellular component (GO): plasma membrane
Source: RefSeq, a predicted model, not a curated record
UUCCUCACUGCAGUCACGUCUGACGGCAUGUUAAGCUUCUCGCAUCUUUAAAACCUGCACGCGCCCAUCUGAAGAGUGACGCUCAUUUCUUAUGUGUGAAUCCAACCUGUCGCUGUCAUUUUGGUGAGCAGAGGUGAGGUGAGGUGAGCGCAAACGCUGCGCUUUCCUUACCACGUUCUCCCAUCGUCCUCAAAGCAAUCAAAGAUAUUUCACCCCGGUUUAGAAGAACUCAUGAAGAACUAUGAAGACCACUCGAAAAUGCCGCGCUCUGCUCUCUGUGGGUUUAAAUCUGUUAGCUCUUUUAUUCUCAACGACGGCGUUCAUCACGACCUACUGGUGCGAAGGGACUCAGAGGGUCCCCAAACCCAACUGCAGUAAGGAAAGACGGCAUAACUGUAUUGACUAUGGGGUGAACGAGACAGACCCUAGCAAAGUUCACUAUAGCUGGGAAACGGGUGACGACCGUUUUCUGUUUAGACACUUUCACACGGGGAUCUGGUACUCGUGUGAGGAGAAUAUCCACGGAGGAGGUGAGAAAUGCAGGAGUUUUAUUGAUCUGGCCCCAGCGUCGGAGAGAGGUGUCCUUUGGCUGUCAGUUGUGUCUGAGGUGCUAUACAUCAUGUUGCUGGUCGUUGGCUUCAGUCUGAUGUGCUUGGAACUUUUUCACUCCAGUAAUGUGAUCGAUGGACUCAAACUGAACGCAUUCGCUGCAGUCUUCACUGUGCUUUCAGGUCUCUUGGGGAUGGUGGCUCACAUGAUGUACACACAGGUCUUCCAGAUCACAGUCAGUUUGGGUCCAGAGGACUGGAGGCCUCACACAUGGGACUACGGCUGGUCUUUUUGUAUGGCCUGGGGCUCCUUCACAUGCUGCAUGGCUGCAUCCGUCACCACCCUCAAUUCCUACACAAAGACAGUGAUUGAGUUCCGACACAAACGUAAGCUCUUUGAGCAAGGCCUGCGAGAGGAGCAAACUUUCCUGGACCCGGAUGCCUUCCAUUAUUUCCGUGACAGGUCCGUCCAGUCCAUCUCCAGCUCCGUAGACGUUUACCCAAGCCACGGGAGCAGUCAUGGAAGCAGUCGUGGGAAAAUGCGUUCCCCACCGCCUCCGAUGGAGCAGGGAGACAACACAGAGUCACUGGGAGAAGAACAAUGCUGAGUGCAGGUACAUGCGAUACUGCACAGGUGGCCUUGCUCUGACCGGAGAGCUCUUGGGUGGAUUUCUUGGAACACUGCUUAACUGGGAUGCAAGGGGAUUUGGGGGGUUAAAAAUGUUGAUUUGUUUUAAUAUGAAGUUCAGCUUUGAGGGUUUGAUGACUUUUGAUCAACCAAUAUGGGUUUUUCAAUGCCUGAUCGUGGACGAUAUAAUGUCAAUAUAUAUAAAACAAUGUAUUGUUCCGAAAUGAAACAUACACAAUUUACUGAAAUUAAAUGAACUCUUAUUUUCUCAAUAUUUACAAAAAAUUAUCUAAAACAUGAAAACUGAAGAUACGUUUCAUCCAUUUUCAAAGUUGUUUGUAGAUUUUGGAAGUGCUAUAUGAGCAAACAUACUGAUCACACUGUGAAUUCGGUGACAGCUGCUGAAAUGGGUCUGUGCUUUCCAAAAUUUGAAACCACUGUCCCCAGUGGCCAAAGCUGAAAGUGUUCUUGAGGUGAAAUGUCCACAGUGUUGCACCAAAAGCAAGUUGUGUUUUAGUUGUAAAUUAUGUAAUACAUCAUACAGGAAUGCAUAUUUGCUUGAGCCUACUCCCAAACCCCAACCCUUAACCUAACCGUCAAUGGAGUUAAACUUAAAAGUGGAGUGAAUGUUUUAAAGCAAACAUGCAAUCUCCGAAUCAUGCUGACAAAUGUUUAUGUGAACAGUGCGCCAUGGGGAACUGUGACCAUAGUUGAAUUGAUGCAAAAAUGUCUGAUGGGCAUGGUGUGUGUGUCAGAAAUUCAGCAAUAUGGGGUCAAUUUCAGGGUACAUGUACAUUCGGAAGCAGCAUUUCGAUUUCCUGUGUGAUUAGGUUGUACCGAAAUACCACUUCUGUUAAUCGGCUUUGUCAGCACAGUAAUUGGCUGGUGCAAUAAUUUAAAAAAUGGCCAAAUAUUGUCCCACUAACCAGCCUGGGUCUAUAUGUCAGUCUGUUAUUCGAGAGGAUGGACAACUAUACGAUUAUAGUAUGAGGUGUGUGAUCAGCAAGCUGGGCCUUAGAAAUAAGAUAUUUGGGAUUGUAAAUAUAAUAGUGUGGAUGGGAACAUUUUUCCAUUGACAGAUAGCUGAGGUAGGCAUGGGCAGGUGGGGAACAAAACUACAUUUGCUGCCAUAAGGACUGUGCAGUGCAUGCAGUGGUCUGUCUGCUAUUCAAUUGAAUCAAAGCAUCUGUCGUCCCUUGCCCUGACAGCUAGAUAUGCUUCUGAGUAUUUACCAGUCUUACAUGUGAAAUGCCCUCCUCCCUUGGUGAGAUCUGCUUGAAUAUGCCUUCAUGUUAAAAGCAGCAAAUUAGAGUACCGUAAAUAUCCAGCCUUCAAUACUGCUGCAGCCGAACACAGGAGAAGCACAGUCCAUUUCAGUUGCAAUAUCCACUAGGUUGUAUUAAAGGUUAUUGGCACUUGAAUUUUGCCUGUUUCUGUUGUUUUGUCGUGCAUUACUGGGGUUGAUUAGCAGCAGUCAAUGACAAGAUAGUAAACCCCCACACCCUCACUUUUUCUUUUUUUUUAGAACAUAUUAUUGUUGAUGUACAAACAAUGAAUGGAACUCUGUCUAUUAUUGAAUGUACUAAAUUAUAUAUUUAUCUAUGUAUGCAGUAUAAUCCUGUCUUUUUCUUUUGAUAAAACAAAAGAGCUUCAAGAUUGUGAUCUUGAUUAUUUGACAUUCAGUGGUUAUUUUAAUGCUUUAGAAAUUAUUGUAAAGUGGAGUGAAGAAAAAUACAGAUUUAUAACUAAAAUACAUUCUGUCUUUGCUCUUAAAGGGAUAGUUCACCC